AUAUGUGAAGAAUUACUUACGCGAUGUCUUGCUCCCGAUUCGCAAAUGGGAGGUGUAGGAUGUGAUAAUAUGACGGUAGUCAUCGUUGGACUGCUGCAGAAACAAGGUCCAGAAAAUCUUGUCAGCAAGUGUGCGCGACCAUCUCGUGCUGAUCAAUCCAAG
Molecule: messenger RNA, 162 nt
Organism: Cooperia oncophora
Lineage: Eukaryota; Metazoa; Nematoda; Chromadorea; Rhabditida; Trichostrongylidae
Source: the annotation of a GenBank genome assembly